Mustela erminea (ermine) is the source of this 2452-nucleotide messenger RNA. It is a transcript of the gene C19H16orf78, whose product is annotated as chromosome 19 C16orf78 homolog. NCBI's taxonomy places the organism in Eukaryota, Metazoa, Chordata, Mammalia, Carnivora, Mustelidae. The transcript is spliced from 5 exons. The record is from RefSeq and is a predicted model, not a curated record. The coding region runs from base 163 to 966 and encodes 267 amino acids.
GCCAACAUCCCAGCUGUCAGCCUACCUCUGCCUCUUCCAUCCACCUCCUAAAGACCACACCCUGCCAACCAAGGUGCUCCAGGCCAGCUACCAGAAACAGAGGGAUCAACAAAGCGAGAGUGAGCCACCUUCCUGAACCCAGCACACAGCCAGGACUCCUAAAUGAUGGAGAAAUCAGAGCACCUAAAGAAUGCAAUGCCCACAGAGAGGAAGUCCGCAUGGAGAACGGUAGAGGAGAGGCGGAUGUCAGACCUCACGCGGGUGCUGGAGUGGCUGGAGCGGAGGAAGGGGAAGAAAAAGCAAAUGUAUGAUCUCCAGCAGAAACCCAAGGGGGUAACUUCCCCUAAAACAAAUGGGAAGGAAGGAAGGAAAGACCUAAACAUCCUGAAACAGCAGAAAGGGAACCGCCAGGUGGCGUUUGCCAAGCAGUCCCGAAGGCAAAGCACCAAGAAAGACGGGGACCCCACCGUGCACGGAAAGAUCUACGGCAGCGUGGACCCAAAGGGAAAACGCCUUAGCAUAAUUCCCAGCAGCUACACCAGGGAUGGCCCCAGGAAAUCCGACCUCGACAUCAAGGAUGCAAUCGCCCUGGAGUCCAUUCAGCGGUCCCUGCAGUACCACCGCCAGAGCGUCCUGGACCCCCUUCUGCAGGAAACGCCAGUCUUCGGUCGGAAGUCGACCCUCCUGAGGGACUUGGUACUAGGCAGGUCCACCGAGAUCUCCUACGAGCGCAAGCUGAAGAGCCUCAUGGAGAAGGGCGCCGAGCCCAAGGUGGAACUGGUGAGGAUGCUGAAGCCAGAGGAGGUGCUGAGCUGCCGAUACCUGAGGCUGUCCAAGAACAACAUUCGGACCUUGCUGAAGCUAUGCAAGGACGCGGGCAUGAACGUGGACAUCCACCCCCACAUGGUCGAAGGAGAGAUAGAUGCGAAAAAGGUGUUCAACCAAAACCCCAGCGUGGCCCUCUAGGUCACCGCAGGCUCCCUCUGCUGUUGGGCCCUCAGCCCCCAGACGACACCCUCCGGUAUGCCAGGCCUCGGCCUUCAGACCUGGGGCGUCCCUUUUAGACAGUAGCCAUCAGAAAACAAGGCUGAACUGCAUGGACCAUAGUGCAAAGGUAGCGUUUGUCCUUGACCCGAGUUAGAACCAACGCCAGGGAAACUGCGGGUCGUCUCUCUACCAAAAGAAGACGCUGUAGAAUGGCCGUCUUAGAAAAGCAAACUUAGAAGUGAGAAGUGGCAGGGUCCCCAGAGGGACAUCAGGAGGGGCAAGGAGUGAGGGGCUGGGUCAGGGAGGGGGACACACACCUCAAGUCUUAUGCACCACCCCACCCCUUCCCAUGCGGGACUGUGGGGAGCUGAAUGCCACACCUUCAGGGAUGGCUGGGUGUUUCCAGACCCUCACGGCAUGGGGGGCUGCUGUGGGAGCCUCACUUCUCAGACCCCAGGUGUUCCCACGGAGUUGGGUUGCAAGCUUCCCCUGGGCAUCAGCAGAGACAGCAAAAGAAAGGAGAAAGGAGUAUACAAGAGAGACGCUGCCCCACUCCAGAUCCUAGGGCCCCCUGGGUGCUCUCCUGGGGUCCAGAGGGCUUUCCUGUGUGGACUCCACAAGCACAAAGAGCCUCCAACUCAGCUUCCUGACAUUCUGACCAAAUAAACCUACAGUGAGCCCCAAGAUUCACAGCUAACAUUGAGAAAGGAACAUUCAUCCUUAGUUAUCAGGAAGGCUACUGAAAAGCAACCCCAAGCCAGGGUCCCUUGGCAGACAGCGCCACCGGCAGCACACUAUGCACAGUAUUUUAUAAACUCUGAAAUGGCCUCGUGAUUACAUUUUCUAGCAGAAACACACAGGUACACCAGGAACAGACUCACACAGGUACAAUCCCCUGGUUUAUGGCAAAGGUGACACUGUGGUGCAGUGGGGGAAAAGACAAUCUUUUCAAUAAAUCAGGUUGGUCAAUUAAAUGUCCAUAUGGAAAAAAGUAUCGACCCUCCGCCUCCCGCCAUAUGCAGAAAUCCGUUCCAGAUGGAUGCAGAUUGUGAAAGCUUCUAGAAGAAACAGAGAAGACAAUCUCCACGACCUUGGGGUGAGCCAAAAAAUUUUAAACAACACAAAAAGCCUCAGUAAUAAAAGAAAAUAUUAAUAAAUUUACCAUAGUGAAAGCAGAACGUCUGCUCUUCAAAACAUCAGUAAGAGAGCGAGAACGCAAGUGACCCCAGUGGGAGAAGAUAGAUCCUACAAAGGGCUCGUAUGCAGAUGACCUGUUUUCAAUUCCUAUAAAUCAGUAUGAAAAACGCAGGUAACUCAGUCAAAAAAUGGGUCAAAGUCUUGCAUAGGCAGUUUGUGAAAGUGUUUAGCUAAGUGACCAAUAAACGUAAGAAAUUUCGUUAGUUUUCAGGAAUGCAAACGAAAAGAAAAAAACAAGGCAGCACCACUAACACCCACCAGAACGGCU